Molecule: messenger RNA, 1809 nt
Organism: Akanthomyces muscarius
Lineage: Eukaryota; Fungi; Ascomycota; Sordariomycetes; Hypocreales; Cordycipitaceae
Exons: 2
Coding region: 1-1809 (602 amino acids)
Biological process (GO): fungal-type cell wall organization; trehalose biosynthetic process; cellular response to heat
Cellular component (GO): alpha,alpha-trehalose-phosphate synthase complex (UDP-forming); cytosol
Molecular function (GO): catalytic activity
Source: RefSeq, a predicted model, not a curated record
AUGUCGGCAAGGACCGUUACCAUCAAACCCAACUUGCCCCAAAGGCGCGACUCUGAGCAGCUCGCACGCUGGAGGAGUGACGCGCGAAAUGUACCCGUCACGCCUGCCUUUGGGCAUGAACAUAAGAGUCUUCAUGGAAAGGUCGACCCUGAGGCGGCAGGUCAAGAUUAUUUCGGUUUGAAACCAGCACUUCAUGGCAAUGUCAUCUCCGCCACAUUUACUGUCCCGCAUAUUUUGUAUGAAAAGGGAAAACUGCAAUGGGAAACUGGCCAUCGUUUCUGGCGUUCUGGGCAUGUCGACUGUCUGUCGCACUUGUCGCUCGAGCAGGCCCCUUUGCGACAUACUGUGGUGGCCUGGACCGGGGAAAUAAGCCAGUCCGAAGACAAGUCUACGAAGUCCUCGGUUGCACCAUCGUCUACUACCAUUGAUCCGACUUGGCAUGUUCAGGAAAAUAAUGACUCAAAUAUCGACAAAACUUUGUUCAUCAGUACCAAAGAGCAGGAUCGGCUGGAGACGGAUUUGUAUGAGAGCCGCGAGAGAAUAUUGCCAGUCUGGCUCUGUGCAGACUCAGAACGCAAAGACAGCGGAAUUGAGCUGAAAAACCAAUCGAGAUGGCGAGAAUAUGCUGAGCACGAUCUAUACCCGCUCUUCCACUACAAGCAACGAGAGCCAACAGGUGGCGGUGAUGAGAGGCUCCGAUGGAAUGACUACCACCGGGUCAACGCAGCCUUUGCCGACAAGAUCUGCACAAACUACAAGCCGGGCGACAUUAUCCUAGUACACGACUACUACUUGAUGCUCGUGCCCCAGAUGAUUCGUCAACGGCUACCCCAUGCCCGCAUUGCCUUUAUACUUCAGACGCCAUUUCCCACGAGCGAGUUUGUGCGAUGUCUCCAUCGCCGGCAAGAGCUUCUCGAAGGUGUGCUCGGCGCGGACGUGAUCGUCUUCCAGGCCCAUCUCUACGCCGAGCACUUUGCCAAUUCUUGUGCCCGAAUCCUCCAGACAGAGGUCCGGACGAACCAGCUCAUCCACAGCGGCCGCUGCAUCCAGCUGGCGCACAUACCCACCGGCAUCAACAUCCAGCACAUUUCCCAGCUCGCCUUCAACCCGGCCGUCGAUAAGGUCUGCGAGGACGUUGUGCGCGCCUUUGCCGGCAAGAAGAUCAUCCUCGGCCACGACCCCAUGAACAGCCUGUCCGGGCUCGACAAGAAGCUCCAGGCUUAUGAGCGCUUCCUGCACGACCACCCGGAGUGGCAGGAGCGCGCCGUCCUCGUGCAGCUCACGAGCCCGGCCAUGCUUGAGGCCGGCGGCACCGAGGAGGCCGAGUUCGCGUCGCGCGUCAACCUCCUCGUCGCGACCAUCAACUCGCGCUACGGCUCGCUGGGCCACACGCCCGUGCAGCUCUCGCCGCUGCCGCCGCAGCAGGACGCCUACUUUGCGCUGCUGCGCCGCAGUGACGUGGCCCUCAUCACAAGCGUCCGCGAGGGCAUCAGCACCACCGCCCUCGAGUACAGCAUCUGCCAGCGCGACCGCCGCGGCACCCUCAUUCUCUCCGAGUUUAGCGGCACCGCCGGUGCGCUGAGCAACGCCGUUGUCAUCAACCCCUGGGACGUGUCGGCCGUCGCGCGGCAGAUUUACACGGCGCUCACGGCGACCGAAACGGACAAGAUGGCGAGCCAUGAGGCGCUGUUUCGGCAGGUGCAGGAUAUGGGCGUUGAGCGCUGGGCGAGGAGGCUUUUUGGUAUACUGGAGCGUCUGCCAACGAAAGAGGGUUCUCAUGGCACCAGGACAAGUCCAAUUCCUGAAUAA